UUCCAUCUUGACUCCUUUCGCGAAUAAGUAAAGUCGAGCUAUGAUUGGUGGAGAACACAAUUGGUAGGGUAUUGUUGUGAGAUCCGAUUAUUGGGGUGCCCCGGGGUAUGGUGGCUGAUUCUCGUCCAAGGAAGUCAAAAUCUAAGGGUCUGUGGACUAAGAUCAAAGAAAUAAAGGGAAAUUAGCUGUAUUAAUUCCACGAUAUUUUAUCAAGCCGGGUUGUCAAGCCUCACAGAAAUAAGGAUCAAGUCAAGUUGUAAUGGAGACCAGGAAUGCAUAAUAAUGUGAUCUGUUGCAUCAUUGUCUUUGCUGUUCUUUCUUUUGUACUGAGUUUUAUCUCAAUCAUCUUCCUGUAUAUUGGAAUGCUCCUUAAAGAACAGACAAUCGAAUGAACUUGACCUGAUUACGCUACUGAUCACGAUGUUGGCCCAAAUUCUUCGAGAUAUGUACGUAGAUCCUGAGGUACUGGCGGAGCUUCCAGAAGAACAAAAACAGAUUCUUUUUGUAAAAAUGCGGGAGGAGCAAGUACGCCGAUGGCGUUUACGAGAAGAGGAACUGGAAAAGAAAGAAGCAGUGAAUCCACCAAAACCACGUCCACAGAAAGCAAAUGCAAAACGUGUAGAAUUUUUGAUUGCUGUUGAUGGAAAUCCAUGGGUUUGGGUGCUGGGAGAAGGUGAAGAUGGCAAACAAGAUUUUGAGGCAGUGUUGAAGAAGAAGGAAUUAGAAGCUGCAGCAGAAGAUGAAAGGAAGGCAAAGGAACUUGCACAUAAAGAAAUGGAAGAGAUAAAAAGAAAGGAACUUGAGAGGCAGGAGGAAGAAAGGAAACUGAAGGAAGAAGAGGAAAGGUUGGCCAAGGAAGCGGCUGCAAGAGAAGCUGAAAGGAAAAGACUCGAAGAGGAAGCAAGACUUGCUGCUAAAAAAGCGGAGGAGCUAAGGAAGGAGGAGGAAAGGAAACGUCAAGAAGAGGAGAGAAUGAAAAGAGAAGAGGAACAGCGCAGGAGAGAGGAGGAAAGAAGGAAAAAGGAGGAGGAGGAGGAGAAAAGACAAGCUGAAGUACGAGAGAAAUGGAAGGCAGUAGAAGAAAAACGAAAAGCCGAUGAAGAAAAGAAGAGAAUUGAAUUGGAGAAAAGAAAGCAAGAGGAAGAACUUGCUCGAAAGAAAGCUGAAGAGGCCGAAAGAAAAGCUGAAGAAGAGAGAAAAGAAAGGGAAAGAGCAUUGGAGGAGGCAAGAAGACAGAGGCGCGAGCAGGAAGCGCUGGAAAAAGCUCGGAAACUGGAAGAAGAGAAACGAAGGGUGGAAGAACAACAAAAAGAAGCAGAGAAAAAACAAAGAGAAGUAAUAGAGCGCUUACAACAAAGAAAAGCAGAGAAAGAACGCCGAGAAAAAGAACUGUUGGAAAAUGAAACUAAACGAGCGCAGGAGAUUUAUGUGAGUUUGAGAAAGGUACGAGAGGCGCGAAAAAAAAAAGAGGACGAUGAAAUGAAAAAAGAGGAGGCAGCAUGGAAGGAACAACAGAAGAAAGCUGACGAUGAAGAAAACCGAAGGAGAAGCUCUGUCAGUGUCGCGCGGAGGGAAGUCUUAAGAGAGCGAGAGGAGGCGAGAAGGAUAAGCAUGAUUGAGCCUACACGUAGGAAAUCAGUUACUGCAAAACCACAGAGACCACCGCCACCCGUACCUUCAAGGCCCAGUGAUGUCAAACCUGCGGCUCCCCCCAGACCUCCUCCGCCAAGCAACACUACCCCUCUCAGGCCGAGAAGGAGCGUUAAACCCAAAACUAAAAGGAACGUUGUCGAAUGGUUUCAGCAAGAAGAACUAGCUAAGAGAAUUUGUUACGACGGCGAUCAGAUACUACCAUAUUUUCACGGGAUAAUCUCCCGGCAGGACGCUGAAAAUUUGCUGGUCAAUAAACCACCGGGGUCGUUUUUGGUUCGCGUGAGCGAGAGAGUUUGGGGUUAUACUAUCACUUAUCGUGCGCCGGAGCGCUGCAAGCAUUAUCUGGUCGACACCAGUGAAAACACUUACCAGUUUUUUGGCCAUAAUCAGAUCGCCCAUGAGACUCUCAAAGAUUUAGUGGAAUUUCAUAAACAAAGACCAAUCACUGGAUUAGGACAAGAACUUUUGAAAAUCCCUUGUGGUCAGGACCGCGAUCCCCCGGAUUACCAAGAGCUUCUUUCUCCUAUACAGAAGUGUGAUUCUUUCUCCACAAAAUUUUAAUAAUCAACCAAUCCAGAGAUGCCUGGGGAAAGCAUCCAUGUGUGAUGUAUGAAGGAGAGACAACCUGCUGUUUAACAGCCGACCAAACUUGGUGUGUUGGCGGUGAACACCUUAAACUUCUCACUACAUUUGGCUAGUGUUAGUUGAGUUUUUAUCUGCUCUGAAUUUUUACGGGGGGGGGGGUAAAAUCUAUUUUGCGUUGCGUAGCUUCGCUCUAAUUGUGUGGUCACCAUGAAAUUUACUGAAUUCGCCUUAGCUUUUCUCCAAUGAGAAAAAAAGGCUUAAGAAUUGGGGUAUAUAAACAAAGUUGAAAUGGUAAAUUGGCCACCGUAAC
Stylophora pistillata is the source of this 2548-nucleotide messenger RNA. RefSeq lists its product as uncharacterized. NCBI's taxonomy places the organism in Eukaryota, Metazoa, Cnidaria, Anthozoa, Scleractinia, Pocilloporidae. The record is from RefSeq and is a predicted model, not a curated record. Gene Ontology annotation, cellular component: cytoplasm.